This is a messenger RNA of Amoebophrya sp. A25, 395 nucleotides long. Lineage: Eukaryota; Dinophyceae; Syndiniales; Amoebophryaceae. The record is from the annotation of a GenBank genome assembly.
CGACAAGCCCAUCAGGACCAGGCUUUCGCUGGAUUAGCUUACACUGCCGCGGAUAGACUGAGACAACAGACGGAAGUAGCGGUCGCAAAUGUUAUGGCUUGCCACACAAUUUCAUCCUUUUUUUGGAUCCUUCUAUCAGAACAAUCAAGACAAGCGAGUAGGGAAUUUGAAGCCCACUACAUCAAGGGCUUGUUAAGAUUGGUUUAGACUCUUUCGUUUGUUUCUCUUUUCGAACGGAAUUUUUAUACAUAAUCUCGAACGCUAGAAGGAUACUUCAGUAAGGAUGGAACAUGGAUAGCACUAAGAAUGAGUUGCGAGCUCUAGUCACCCUUCGCAUUAUUGAUAUUUUUGGUCGGGGCUGUAGUCCGGAGGAAAUGGUACUGUCAUCGAUUUAG